Colletotrichum abscissum is the source of this 1053-nucleotide messenger RNA. RefSeq names its product GPI-anchored cell wall beta-1,3-endoglucanase EglC. Lineage: Eukaryota; Fungi; Ascomycota; Sordariomycetes; Glomerellales; Glomerellaceae. Gene Ontology annotation, cellular component: fungal-type cell wall; cell surface; extracellular region. The record is from RefSeq and is a predicted model, not a curated record. Gene Ontology annotation, molecular function: glucan endo-1,3-beta-D-glucosidase activity. Gene Ontology annotation, biological process: cell wall organization; carbohydrate metabolic process. The transcript is spliced from 2 exons. The coding region runs from base 1 to 1053 and encodes 350 amino acids.
AUGUAUCUGAUGACCGCAGUUGCCGUGUCCUUGGCCACUACCGCCCUGGCAGGAAACCAGCCGGGCCUCCUGGGAUUCAACUAUGGCGCCACAAACGAAGAUGGGUCAUGCAGGGGCUACGAUGAUUUCUUACGCUACUUCCAGAACGCGAAGACACUUGCCGGCGCGGAUGGAAAAAACUUCACCUCGGCUCGUCUAUAUACUUCCAUCCAGUGUAACAAUACAUAUGAUCCGACCUCAUCAUGGGCUGAACCCACUUCGGCUUACAAGGCUGCCAUCGAUACCAACACCAACAUUCUGGUCGGACUUUGGGCCAGCGCCGGCAGCCAAAUGUACACCAAUGAGCUAAGAUCUCUUACGGCCGCAUACAUGCAGUAUGGUGAGGCUUUCACCAACCUGGUCAUCGGCAUUUCCGUCGGCUCAGAAGAUUUGUACCGGCAUGCGAGCGGCCUGGCCGGUAAAUAUGUUGGCGUGGGCGCCGACGCGAAAGUGAUCGUAGGGUACAUUGCGGACCUUCGAAGUUUGAUCAAGCAAAGCAUACCUCCCCUGGCAAACAAACCCAUUGGACACGUCGACACAUACACUGCAUGGAUUCUACCCGAAAAUGCCGCCGUUGUGGAAGCCGCCGACUGGCUCGGCCACAACUCCUUUCCCUACUGGGAGUCCGACAAAAACAAUACUAUUGAAAACGCCCCUGACCUAUUCAUAUCUGCUCUUGAUCAAACAAGGCAAAUCGCUGCCCAAAGUUCAAGUGUCUGUGGGAAGGACAAGGAGGUGUGGGUCACCGAAACUGGAUGGCCGCAUGCCGGCGAAUCUCAAGGGGCUGCCGUCGCCUCAGUUGAGAACGCUCGUUUCUACUGGACCAGCGUCGGCUGCGACCUCUUUCAAACGAGCUUGAAUGUCUUUUGGUACAUUCUGAUCGACUCCAAUGCUGAUCAGGUCAGGAACGGCAUAGAGUUUGGUCUCACGAGGAAUAGCGAUGUUUCGCGGCCUGUCUUCAAUCUUAGUUGCUCGAGCUUGCCAGACUCGUCAGGGGGAAAGUGCGACAUUUAG